ACCACCCCUUCUCCAUCGUCUGCUCCCCAUAACAGCAUAACUAGUUCUUUAAUAAGUUAUCGUAAAAAAGAAAUUCUUUAUAGCCAUAAGACUUAAAAAUGGGUACUGUGGAGGCUCCAACAGCAUCAUAUUCAUCACUUGCACAGCGCUCACCGUGGCAUUCUCCGGUGCCGUACCUCUUCGGAGGAUUGGCAGCCAUGUUAGGGCUCAUUGCUUUUGCUCUCUUGAUCCUGGCCUGCUCAUAUUGGAAACUUUCCGGCUACCUCGAGAACCAGGGAGAAACCGAGAGGGAUCUUGAGGCAGGGGAGGUCAAUGGCAGCGGCGAUGGCUCAGCUGAUGGCAGCCUAAAGGCUGCACCACCAAUUCUUGAAGAGAAGUAUCUAGUGAUCAUGGCCGGCCAAGAAAAGCCAACUUUCUUGGCCACUCCUAUGUCCAGUAAAGCAUCAUCUUUUGGCAAUAAAAGUACAAGCACUACUAGUAGUAAAUCUACAGAGGAAGAUAAUGAAGAGAAGAAGCAGCAGAAAAACGGUGGAAAUGUAGAAAUGGGGAACAUGGAGAGCCUUUAUUUUAUUUUUAUUUUUGCAGAGACCUUUGCUGUCUCGGCUGCGCUACAAAGAAGUCGAGCACUCGUCUUUGAGCAACUUAUUGCUUAGAUACUUUCAAAAGUAUCCUGUCAACAUUUUGUGGGUUAUUUAUUUUAUUAAGAUUUGAGUAGGAAUUUUGAAAUUGUAAAUAAUUCUUGGAGAAAUUAAGAGUGUUUGGAGAAAAUUCCCAUUCUUUGUUCAUCAA
This is a messenger RNA of Olea europaea var. sylvestris, 789 nucleotides long. Its product is annotated as protein GLUTAMINE DUMPER 5-like. Lineage: Eukaryota; Viridiplantae; Streptophyta; Magnoliopsida; Lamiales; Oleaceae. Bases 99 to 653 code for a protein of 184 amino acids. Gene Ontology annotation, biological process: regulation of amino acid export. The transcript is spliced from 2 exons. The record is from RefSeq and is a predicted model, not a curated record.